AUGGAUUAUAUCAAAGAGCUCGACAUUCGACUCGACAAGGAGCACUACUACGCCGGCGAAGUGCUCUCCGGGCGGGUAAUAAUGCACACUACGGAAAAUUUCAAACUCAAGUCCAUCCGGUUGCUGCUGCGGGGCAAAGCGCACGUCGAGUGGAAGGUGUUCGUGUCCGGAGACAAAAGAACGGUGAAGGACGACCAGGUCUACAUCGACGAGCGGGCCGUCAUCUGGGGCGAACGGGCCGGCGAGGGGCUGGACGUCACGGUGCCGGUGUUGGUGCGCGGCCAGCAUCAGUUUCCGUUCCGCUUCAACAUCCCCGAAACCAACCUGCCCUGUAGCUUCGAGUCACGUGCCUGUUACAUCCGUUACUUCGUUAAGGCGACGAUUGAUAUUCCGUAUGCCUCGCCGCCGCAAGGAAUCAAGUACUUCACCAUCGUCGGACCUCACAUAGAUUGCAUGGACGAGCAAUAUCUGAAACCGGUUUCGGGCCAGGACAAGAAGGUCAAGUGUUGCCUGUGCUGCGCGAAAGGCCCGGUCACGCUGAGCUGUUCGCUCGACCGGACGGCGUUCUGCUGCGGCGAGACGCUGAAGCUGAAAUCAAUUAUCGACAAUCAGGGCGAGGAGCCGGUCAAGCUGAAGGUGCGGCUGCUCCAGUACUGCGAGUUCUUCGUCGAGCGCGGCGUCCUCGGCGUCACCAAGGAGGUCCAACACCUGGUGCUGGAGUACAAGGGCGAGACGGUGGUGCCGAACGAGCGACAGGACACGUGCGCGAACCUGCGUAUCCCCACCGUGCCGACCACCAUGAUGGGCGUCUGCCGGCUGGCGCAGAUCUACUACACACUCGUGGCCUGCCUGGAGUUUGACAAAUCGGGCGAUGAUUUGCAAAUUAACUUCCCCAUCACGAUCGGCACGGUGCCAUUCCGGAUACCGAACAGCAAUCUGCAGCCGCACAUAGGUUACGAUGUUGCCAUCGAUCACGUCGAGGGAGGCACCUACAUUGGGCCGGAGUUCCUGCUCGGCGAGGUGUACGACGGGUGCAACGUGAGCGACAACGAGCACCGCGACCUGGCACCGCUCUACCGGCCCGUCUAUCUGACGGUCGUCCGCAGCUCGCAGCAGGUGUCGGCCAAGGCGGUCGAGCGCAACAACCGGCGUCAGUCGGCUUCCGCGGUGCUGGGCAGUCACUCGGACGGUGGGGCGCACGCCAGCGGAAGUGCGAACGGGGGCGGCACGGGGGAUCAGCUCCAGCGAUACCGGAAGUAG
Molecule: messenger RNA, 1260 nt
Organism: Anopheles coustani
Lineage: Eukaryota; Metazoa; Arthropoda; Insecta; Diptera; Culicidae
Product: arrestin domain-containing protein 3-like
Exons: 8
Coding region: 1-1260 (419 amino acids)
Biological process (GO): protein transport
Cellular component (GO): cytoplasm
Source: RefSeq, a predicted model, not a curated record